AUGUCUAGGCUAUUUGCUGGCAAGUAUAAACCAAUAUGCAAUGAAAUAAGUCUCUUGAACUCCAGCAGGGCUCGACUCAAAUGGAUCCCGCUAGUGAUGGAAAAUGAAGAGGUACCCAGUUUUAGAGUUUUCUACUUUCAUGAUGGCGCCCUCUCAAUGACACCCACCUCUGAAAACGUAUUGGAAAUUCCUGUCAAUGAGAACGACACUAUGAUCAGAGCAGUUGUGAGAAAUGUUGCCGAAUCUGACGUUUGGACAGGUGAAUACAAAGAGGAUCCGAAUGAAUGCAAAUUCAACUCGAAACGAACUGACACUUUUCGACAUCAGCUCUCUGAUCCAGACAAGGAGGGUAAAUAUUUUUCUUGA
Molecule: messenger RNA, 366 nt
Organism: Rodentolepis nana
Lineage: Eukaryota; Metazoa; Platyhelminthes; Cestoda; Cyclophyllidea; Hymenolepididae
Source: the annotation of a GenBank genome assembly